Moneuplotes crassus is the source of this 999-nucleotide messenger RNA. Lineage: Eukaryota; Ciliophora; Spirotrichea; Euplotida; Euplotidae. The record is from the annotation of a GenBank genome assembly.
AUGUCUACUCCAAUCAAUCAGGAAGAUACCAUCCAGAACUUAGUAGAUCUGAUCAAGAAGUUUAGCAAGUGCAAAGGAAAUAUCCAGGAAAAGAUUGAUACCAUUAACUACAUGGGAGAGUACCGAGUCAAUAGGGAUAUCCUGAAAACAACUCUUGCUGGGAAGAAGAUGACUACUUGGUCUAGGAGCAAGAAUAAAGAAAUCAAAGAAGCUGCCAAAAGAGUCUUGAAUGAGUGGAAAACCCAGAUUAAAGGAGUGAAUAAGAGUUCAGGAAGUAGUGGAAAAAGUACUCGUUCUGGCUCUACCCAGUCUCAAAAUAAGAGUCUGAGUGAAAAAGGUGCAGAAGAGAAAGGUUUAGUUCAUCCUGAUUCAGUGGUGCCAGAUGACUCAAAACCUAAUUCUAACUCUAGUGAGGAUGAGAAUGAAGGAAAAGAUGAUGAAACAAAGAGUCCUGAAGAUGAAGAAGACUAUGAUGAAUUCAUACUCAAUAAUGAGACUGAGGACAAGGUCAGGAAUGGGAUUAGAAAAGGUCUUGAAAAACUCCUUUGUAAGUCCAAUGAAAAUCCAAAGAAGUGCAAAGCGUUGUCAAUCAAAAUCGAAAAUUCAGUUGUGCUUAGACUAGGGACUCAUUUAAAAGAGUAUACGAAUAAAUGCAGAAGCAUCAUUGCAAAUCUACAAAGAAGUGAUGAAUUUAGAAGCAAGAUUAUCAACGGGAUUUUCACUCCAGAUGACCUAGCUGCAAUGAACCCCAGAGAUUUCUUAGAAGACUCAUUGAAAAAGAAGAGGGCUAAAAAGGAGACCAGAAUAAUAGACUCAAAAAGGUCAGACUAUAUCCUCGCUAACAGUAAGAUUAAGGAAGGAAUGUACACUUGUGAGAAAUGUAAGAGCAAGAAGACUACUUUCUACGAGCAGCAGACUAGAUCUGCUGAUGAGCCAAUGACUACCUUUGUCCAAUGCCUUAUGUGUAGCCACAACAUGAAGUUCUAAUUUUUACAGAUA